GAUGCUCGGCCUACUGGUGAAGCUCAAGGAGCUGAAGUCUGAAGUUGCUCAUCUCUGACCUCUCUCUGUCUGGGUCACAGAGCUCAACCUGAACCAAAUGUCGGACACAGAGGAAGUAGCGGCCGAGGAGGCUCAAGAGGGAGAAGAUGAAUCCAAACCCAAACCCAAGUUUAUGACAAACAUAGCGGCCCCCAAGAUGCCCGAUGGGGAAAAAGUGGACUUUGAUGACAUCUACAGAAAGCGACAGGAGAAAGAUCUGGCUGAGCUGCAGGCCUUGAUUGAGGCUCACUUUGUCCAGAGGAAGAAAGAGGAAGAGGAGCUCAUCGCCCUUGUUAACAGAAUCGAGAAACGUCGUACUGAGAGAGCCGAGCAGCAGAGAAUCAGGGCAGAGAGGGAGAAGGAGAGGCAGGCCAGACUUGCUGAGGAGAAGGAGCGCAAGGAGCAAGAGGAACAACGUAAAAAGCAGGAUGAUGAUGCCAAGAAGAAGAAAGCCCUCUCAAACAUGAGUCAGCAGUACGGCUCUGGACAAAAGAGUGACACCAGGAAAGGAGGGAAGAAGCAAACUGAGAGGGAGAAGAAGAAGAAGAUCCUGGCUGAGCGCAGGAAGCCUCUCACUGUUGAUCAUAUGAAUGAGGACAAACUUAAGGAGAAGGCCAAGGAGCUGUGGGAUUCGCUCAGAGGCUUGGAGUCUGAGAAGUUUGAUCUCAGUGAGAAACUUAGAAGACAGAAAUAUGAUAUUAAUCAGCUUCUCUGCCGAGUUCAAGACCACCAGAGUGCCAAAGGCCGCGGUAAGGGCAAGAUGGGCGGACGGCUGAGGUAAAGCUGCAGCGAGAGCGAAUCCAGGAAUCCCAGUAGAUGAACUGAUCAAAUACUUGGGGUUCUGUUUAUUUUCUUGUUGUCUUGGGAGUAAAUGUCAACCAUCAUGAAAUCAAAAGAAUAAAUAAGUCACUUC
Messenger RNA from Cyprinodon variegatus (sheepshead minnow), 952 nucleotides. RefSeq names its product troponin T, cardiac muscle isoforms-like (gene tnnt2d). The record is from RefSeq and is a predicted model, not a curated record. Gene Ontology annotation, biological process: regulation of muscle contraction; cardiac muscle contraction; sarcomere organization. The transcript is spliced from 12 exons. Gene Ontology annotation, cellular component: troponin complex. Lineage: Eukaryota; Metazoa; Chordata; Actinopteri; Cyprinodontiformes; Cyprinodontidae. Gene Ontology annotation, molecular function: tropomyosin binding; troponin C binding; troponin I binding. The coding region runs from base 98 to 820 and encodes 240 amino acids.